AUUUAUUUAAUUUAUUAUUAUAAACGUUAUUUAUUUGUUUUCAAGUUGUUUAUUUAUAUAUCAUUUUACUAACAUACAUGAUCCUUAACGAUAUGUACCCCCCACAAUUUUCACAAACUUUACUUGAUAUCAAUAUACGGGUUGUUUAAGGUUCCUAAGGGCUCUCGAAUUUUCAGGAUGACCUUAGGUAAAAGAAAUUUUUAAAGACCCAUUUUUACUAGUCGCACAGGGCUGCUUAGCGGCCCUCGAAUUCUCAUAGAUGGGUUGAGAUAAAAAAAAUUAGGAUACUCCUGAAUUUUUCUUCUAGUUCCGCCACUGUUUGGCUGCAAGUUUCUUGCUAGUUUGCCGUCUUUAUAAAGUUGGCCGUUCGAGAAAAAAAGGGUAAUGUGGCAAAUACUCGGUAAUAUUUAGGUCUUUUAAGAAUUUCUCUUCAUGUAUUUCAAUCGGUAAUAUUUAGGUCUUUUAAGAAUUUCUCUUCAUGUAUUUCCAUGCUUCUGUUCAAUGUUAUAUCAUUUGGACAUGUUUCCGAUAACGAGGUUUGUUCAAUGCAUCCAUCUUCAUCACUUAAUUGUUUACUUUUUUUUUAACGGCAAAUUUGGAUCACUGACGGACCACUGGAGUAUCAUCGUGCCACCAGCGGAACCACCCGAUUAUAUCCAUCUCUACUAGGCAUAAGGCUACACGGUAUGGGGGUCGGCCCCGGCCCGUCGCGGGUCAGCGACGGUCCAAAUACCGUGCCGCCCCCUACCGUCCCCGUCCUCUCCGUCCCUAUCUAGCCGUUUGCGACGAUGCAAAAAGAGUGGGGCCCAGCUAUUUUUUGACCGUUAAAAAAAAAACAAAAUAACCAUAAAUUGAAAAAUGCCAAACGGUCACUUGUUAAAAAUAUAUAAAUAUAACUUCCAUUUUCACUAUCAAACACCAAAUUAAUCUUAAAAAUUCACCUCUUUCUCAUAUAAUUUUUAUACUCCUUCCACUAUUCUCUCAACCUUCUUCCACAUAAUUUUCAUGGAUCCGUUCAACAACCCGGAGAACCCGAACACUUCGAACAACCCGAAUACUCCCAACAAUCCGACCCAACCAAAUGUUUUUUCGGUUCCGGGAUAUUAUCCAACGCUAGAACCGAACCAAUUCUCCCAAUAUUCAUCGAACGCGUUUGCUUCAUUCCAACACUCGCCAAACCUCACUCAAAUCUCCCAAAAUCAAGCCCUUCAACAAAUGAUGAUGCGGGGUGCUUGGAACUUUCCAUCCGUUCAACCUCAACCGAUCCCGACCCAAUCCGAACCCGAAGACGAUGUGGAGAUUGUGCCCGAAACCCAACCGCCUAAAGGGAAAGGAAAACGAAACAAAGGCAAACAAGUGGUGGGUGAUCAAACGUCGAAACCGAAGGCGAUUAAGUGGACCCCAAUCGAAGAAGAAGCCUUAGCCAAGGCUUUCAUUGGCACUUCCGACAACCCGGUAAAAGGUAAUAACCAACCGGGUGACGGGUUUUGGUCCAAGGUAUUGGCCAAGUUUCUCGUCAUGAUGGACCAAGGCCCGUAUAGAGAUAACGACUCGGUUUCCUCGAAGUGGCGAAAAUUGAACUCGGCCAUUAAUCGGUUUUGCGAGGAGUAUAACAAAUUAUAUACAAGUGACCGUCGUAGCGGGUGGAACGACGAGGAUGUGUUCAAAAUGGCAUUGGAAAAGUAUAAGCAAAAUCAUGGUUCCAACUUUCCUCACGUUCGCGCGUGGAUGGUUGUAAAAGACGACCCAAAAUGGGCGCCCAUUCCUAACGAGGUGGCGAUGGCGAAACGCCAAAAAACAUCGGAAACGGGUAGUUUAAGCGCCGGUGGAUCGGACGCGAGGUGUCACAUAAACUUAAAUGAUGACGCCGACUAUGACGAAGACGAGUAUAACGUACGUGAACCCGAGCGUCCACCGGGCCGAGACAAAACAAAGAAGGAGCGGGCCAAGGGAAAAGAAAAGGAAAAGGUGGACCCGAACAUGGUUGAGUUUAUGGAAGACCUAAAAAUGUACAACGACAUCUCGGCCCAAAAGACGAAGGCGAAGGAGCGGGCCGUCGAAGAAAAAAGUCGUGCAUCGGACGAAAAGUUAAAAGAGAAGGUCCGAUUGUCGAAUGAGAAAAUCCGAAUUUCCGAUGAAAAAAUUCGGCUUAAGGAAUGGGAAAUAAUGACGAUGAAUGUCGAGGACGAACCCGAGCCGAAACGUUCGAUGUUGAAAAAAUUACAACACGACAUCAUGAAAAAACAUCAAAUUAUUUAACUUUAUGUUUAUUUUUAUUAAGUCUUUUUUUUUAAGUUUAUGUUUUUUUUUAUAUUUAUGUAAUGUGGGUUUAAUAUUAAUGAAAAUAUUUUAUUAGUAUAUUUGUUAAAUGUUAAAAAAAAAUAGAAUACUAAAAAAAAUAAAAA
Helianthus annuus (common sunflower) is the source of this 2405-nucleotide messenger RNA. RefSeq names its product glutathione S-transferase T3-like. Lineage: Eukaryota; Viridiplantae; Streptophyta; Magnoliopsida; Asterales; Asteraceae. The coding region runs from base 1006 to 2259 and encodes 417 amino acids. The record is from RefSeq and is a predicted model, not a curated record. The transcript has 2 exons.